AUGCUUUGGGGAAGGCUAAUUCGAAUGGCUAUGAGUGAUUCCGAAGUUGUUGGCAGUAUGGAGGCUGUUCCUGUUCCUGCUCCUGUAACUACAGGUCCUGCAACUAGUACAAUCUCGGUAGAUGGGAUUACCGGUGAAGUUACUGUACGUAAGGCUAGUGGUAAAGUCAAAGUACGCAAGGGUCAGUCUAAGGAAGAAUAUGAAAAUCAGUUGCAUGACUAUUUCCAGUUGAAUGGAGGUCCCAGAAAAACUGAAGAGAAAUGGAUGGAUGAAGUAGACCCUCUGCGAUUGUUGCAGGAAAAGGAUUUAACCAUUAAACUAAACAGACAAUCAUUGAGUAAUUUCUGCGAGAGGCUGUACUAUCAAAGACGUUAUGAUGAGUGCCUGACAUUAGGUGAAGAACUUCUACGACGCUACCAAGAGGUGAAUAAGAAGAAUAAGAUGCAAAGAGAGAUCGAAGAAUUAGAAUACAUGGUAAAACGUUCUAAGGGUAAAUAG
This is a messenger RNA of Zygosaccharomyces rouxii, 498 nucleotides long. RefSeq lists its product as uncharacterized. The record is from RefSeq and is a predicted model, not a curated record. NCBI's taxonomy places the organism in Eukaryota, Fungi, Ascomycota, Saccharomycetes, Saccharomycetales, Saccharomycetaceae. The transcript has a single exon. Bases 1 to 498 code for a protein of 165 amino acids.